Molecule: messenger RNA, 2812 nt
Organism: Saprolegnia parasitica CBS 223.65
Lineage: Eukaryota; Oomycota; Saprolegniomycetes; Saprolegniales; Saprolegniaceae
Exons: 11
Coding region: 28-2793 (921 amino acids)
Biological process (GO): intracellular protein transport; clathrin-dependent endocytosis
Cellular component (GO): AP-2 adaptor complex; membrane coat
Molecular function (GO): clathrin-cargo adaptor activity
Source: RefSeq, a predicted model, not a curated record
GGCCAGGAACCGCUGAAGCCGCAAGCGAUGGCCCUCUUCAGCGCCCGUGGCUUGAGCAACUUUAUCAGCGAGAUCCGGUCGUGCACCAACGCCGACGACGAGCAGAAGCGCAUCGAUAAGGAGCUCAACAAGCUGCGCCAGAAGUUCACGCAGUCGGGCCAGCUCAACUCGUACGACAAGAAAAAGUAUGCGUGGAAGAUCAUCUACAUCUACAUGCUCGGCUACGACAUUGACUUUGGCCACAUGCAGGUCAUCAAUCUUGUCUCGGGCGCCAAGUACUCGGAAAAGUGUUUGGGGUACCUCGGCGUCUCCAUCUUGCUCAAGAGCUCCGACGAACUCAUGACGCUGGUCGUCAACUCGAUCCUGAACGACCUCACGUCGCCCGACGCCGCGUUCCAGUGUCUCGCGCUCUGCUGCGUCGCCAACCUCGGCGGCAUGGAGCUCUGCGAGACGCUGGCGCCGCACAUUGUCAAGCUGCUCAUGAGCUCCAGCAGCAUCUGCCACGUGCGCAAGAAGGCUGCGCUGUGCGUUCGCCGCAUCAUGCCCGCGAUGCCCGACGUCAUCAUGCCGGACGAGCUCGAGCCGCGUCUCCAAACGCUCAUGGAAGACCGCCACUUGGGCGUCGUGACGUCGGCCGCGAGCUUGCUCCAGAUGGCGCUGACGCAAACGCCCGGCGGGUACAAGUCGCUGAUUGAGAUUUGCAUCGAGCGCCUCUCGCAGCUCGUCAUGAACAAGGCGUGCCCGCGCGACUACAUGUACUACUCGACGCCGUGCCCGUGGCUGCAGAUCAAGCUCCUGCGCAUUCUGCAGACGUACGGCAUGCCGGAGGACCCGCGCUUGGCCGAGAAGCUCAACGACACGCUGCGCAAGAUCCUCGGUCGACCGAGCCCAGGCAAGGGCGCCAAGAACAAUGCAAUAUACGCCGUGCUCUUCGAGACGGUCAACCUCGUCAUCGCCCAGGGCAAGAAGGCCGACCCCAAGCUCCACGAGCAAGGCAUCCAGCUCCUCGCGCGCUUCAUCUCGGUGAGCGAGCCCAACAUCCGGUACAUUGGCCUCGACUCGAUGAACCGCCUCGUGCGCCUCGACGGCGUCUCGGAAGCCAUCAAGGAGCACAAGGCGACCGUUAUCUUUUCGCUCAAAGACGCCGACAACAGCGUGCGCCGGCGCGCGCUCGACCUCCUCUUUGCCAUGUGCGACCACUCGAACGCGCUCGAGAUUGUGGGCGAGCUCGUGACGUAUCUUGCGGUGGCCGACGCGAGCAUCCGCGAGGAGAUUGUGCUCAAGGCCGCGAUCCUUGCCGAGCGAUAUGCCAAGGAUCUCCGCUGGUACGUGGACACGGUCCUCCAGCUUAUCACGAUCGCCGGCGCCGACGUGCCCGACGACGUGUGGCACCGCGUCGUGCAGAUCGUGACCAACAACGAAGACUUGCAAAAGUACACGGCCGAGGUCAUGUUCCGCGCGCUCGAGCCCAAGCACGUGGACGAGACGACGGCCAAGUUUGGCGCGUACGUUGUCGGCGAGUUUGGCUACCUCAUGGUCGAAGAUCCCGACAUGUCGAGCCAGCGCCAGUUUGACGUGCUCUUCCAGCACUACUCAACGAGCUCGCUCGCGACCAAGUGUCUCAUCUUGACCGCGUUCAUCAAGAUGGACAACUUGUAUGAAGACAUUCGGCCGCGUGUGCUUGAAGUCUUCAAGAAAUGCACGUCGCACGUCGACCUCGAGACGCAGCAGCGCGCGUGCGAGUACUUUACGCUCCACCACGCGGGCGACGACACGAUGAAGAGCGUGCUGGAGCCGAUGCCGGUCUUUCCCGACACGCGCGAGUCGGCGCUGGUCGUGCGCCUUCGCCAGCAGCAGCAGGGCUCCGAAGACGACGGACCCGGCGCACCGGUGCGCGACGAGCCGCUCGACGGCAGCGAAAAAGAGAGCAGCAAUGGCGGCGACCUCCUCACGAUUGACAGUCCGAUCAAAGGCAACGUCAUGGGCGGCGCGGGCGGUCUCCGCGCCCCGACGCCCGUCGACAUUUUCGGCGGCGGCCCGCCGAGCGCCGUGGACCCGGCCCAGCUCGCGUCCUGGUUCAACAAGAUUGUAGCGACCAACCAAGGCGUGCUGUACGAAAGCGACUUGAUCCAGAUCGGCGUCAAGCAAGAGUUCCGCGGGUCGCAGGGCCGCUUGAGCCUCUUUUACGGCAACAAGAGCGCGUGCCCGCUCACCAAUGUCUCGGCGAGUGUCAAGCCCGUGCCGUUUCUGCGCGUUCAGGCCGAAGAGCUCGCGCGUGAAGUCGGGCCCAAGCAGCAGCUCAAGCAGCAGAUCAUGCUCGAGUGCAUGCAGCCGUUCGUGUCGCCCGCUGAGCUCAGCGUCGCGUUCACGCUCAACGGGUCGUCUGUUGCGUUCGACGUCAAACUGCCGUGUGUCGCGACCUCGUUCCUUGAGCCCGUGAAACUCUCGGGCGAUGACUUUCAGAAGCGGUGGGUUGCCCUCGAAGGCCAGGGCCGCGAGCAGCAAGACGUGUUUGUUGCGGCCAACAAGAUGGACGUGCAGGCCAACGUCAAGCUCCUGACCGAGGUCAUGAAGUUUGGCCUUGUCGAGGGCGGCGAUCCGUCGGGCGGCCUCGCGCUUGCAGCGACGUUUCGAACGGGCACGACCGCGCCGACCGGCGAUAAGAUCUCGGUUGGGUGCUUGGCCAAGCUCGAGAGCAACCCGCAGGCCAACUCGUACCGCCUCACGGUCCGCGCCGUGCACCCGGACGUGAGCAUCGCGCUCAAAAACAACAUCAAGGGUGUCCUCGCCUAGUUUGCGUUCGACUAACUAC